Messenger RNA from Nerophis lumbriciformis (worm pipefish), 657 nucleotides. Lineage: Eukaryota; Metazoa; Chordata; Actinopteri; Syngnathiformes; Syngnathidae. The record is from RefSeq and is a predicted model, not a curated record.
AUGUCUAGUGACAAAUCGAAGUCUUCUUCCCAGACCGAUGGGAAGGGCGCUCAGAGCAAGAAGUCUGAGUUCGGAAUCACUCCCUACAAGAUGUUGGUGUUUGACCAGGAGAAUUUCCAGGGCCGCAUGAUCGAGAUCAGCAGCGAAGUGCUGAACAUCUGCGAACUGGGCAUGGAACGUGUGCGUUCGCUUCGUGUUGAAAACGGCCCCUUCGUGGGCUUUGAGCAGAUAAACCUCUGUGGUGAGAUGUACAUCCUGGAGAAGGGCGAGUAUCCUCGCUGGGAUUCCUGGAGUAACUGUCAGAAGAAUGACUACCUGCUGUCCUUCAGGCCUGUCAGAAUGGACCCUGAUAAGCACAAGAUCUGCCUGCACGAGAUGGGAGAGUUCAAGGGCCGAAAGAUGGAGAUCAUGGAUGAUGACGUCCCCAGUUUGUUCUCCUAUGGAUUCACCGACAGAGUGGGCAGCAUCAUUGUCAGCUGCGGAACCUUUGUGGGAUACCAGUUCCCUGGCUACCGCGGCAGCCAGUACCUACUGGAGAAGGGUGAAUACAGACACUUCAAUGAGUACGGCGCCCGCACACCUCAGCUGCAAUCCGUGCGUCGUAUCCGUGACAUGCAGUGGCACCAACAGGGCUGCUUCACAUUGACCAGCAAGUGA